Messenger RNA from Colletotrichum chrysophilum, 777 nucleotides. RefSeq lists its product as uncharacterized. The record is from RefSeq and is a predicted model, not a curated record. Gene Ontology annotation, biological process: biosynthetic process. The transcript has 2 exons. The coding region runs from base 1 to 777 and encodes 258 amino acids. NCBI's taxonomy places the organism in Eukaryota, Fungi, Ascomycota, Sordariomycetes, Glomerellales, Glomerellaceae. Gene Ontology annotation, molecular function: pyridoxal phosphate binding; L-2-aminoadipate:2-oxoglutarate transaminase activity.
AUGACUUUGGAAAACAGGAAGAGACUUGUGCAGUUGGCGAGAAAGCAUGAUGCUCUACUGAUAUCUGACGAUGUCUACGACGUGCUCCGGUGGCCGGCGAAGGAGGGUGUCUCGGCUGAAGCUCUUCCAAAGCCUAGCCCACGCUUGGUAGAUGUGGACAGAGAGCUAGAGGGCACAUCAACGUUUGGGAAUGCGGCCAGUAAUGGCUCCUUCUCCAAAAUCGUCGCGCCUGGCAUGAGGCUUGGCUGGAUUGAAGCAACUCCCGUUUUCUGCACCAACAUUCGUACUGUCGGCGCUACGGCUUCAGGUGGCGGGCAAGCUCACUUUUCCUCUCUCUUCGUGGAAAACAUGCUCGCAGAGGGAGCCCUGACUCGGCACAUCAACGAAGUACUGAUUCCUACCUACCAGAAGCGCUACUAUGCCAUGGUCAACACAAUCAAACGUGUUCUCUAUCCGCUGGGCGUGAGAAUUGCUGCGGAGGAGGCCGCGCAAGAGAGCAGUGUCGCUGGUGGCUUCUUCCUCUACAUAACCUUUGGCGAUGGCGGCGCCGACUGUGCGUCGGAAAUUUCGCGGGUUUCUUUUGAAGACUUCAACUUGAAGAUUGGGCCAGGCCAGAUAUUCGGCGUGCCUGAUGACCCUUACAGUGAGCAAAGGGGUAGGCAAUCAUACUACAGCGGCGCAAGACUUUGCUGGGCGUGGCAUGAGGAGGAGGAAAUUGUUGAAGGCAUCGAGCGAUUGGCGGUUGUGAUCAAGGGCGUUCAAAAGGCGCUGAGAUAG